Molecule: messenger RNA, 1513 nt
Organism: Triticum dicoccoides
Lineage: Eukaryota; Viridiplantae; Streptophyta; Magnoliopsida; Poales; Poaceae
Product: putative F-box/FBD/LRR-repeat protein At2g05300
Exons: 3
Coding region: 1-1425 (474 amino acids)
Molecular function (GO): protein binding
Source: RefSeq, a predicted model, not a curated record
AUGGAGAUGGAAACGGAGUCGACGGCUGCAGAUUGGCACGGCUCGGAUUCUACGGCGGAGGACCAGGAACCGCCGCUCCCCGGAGAGGACCGCCUCAGCGGCCUCCCCGACGGCGUGCUCGGGGACAUCAUCUCGCUCCUCCCCACCCGGGAAGGCGCCCGCACCCAGGUCCUCGCCUCCCGGUGGCGCCACCUCUGGCGCUCCGCCCCUCUCAACCUCGACUACCAUCCGUUCCUGUUCGGCCAGGAGGGCCUCAAUGCCACCAUAGCGCGCGUUCUCGCCGCCCACCGGGGCCCCGGCCGCCGCUUCUGCGCGCCCGUCUACCACCUCCCCGUCGACCGAGCCGACGCCUGGCUCAGAUCCCCCGCCCUCGACAACCUCCACGAGCUCGAGCUUUGCUGCUACGGGUUUAUGUUACAGUAUCCACCGCAAACACCGCAGCCGCCCCCGGCAGCCGCCUUCCUCUUCUCGGACACCCUUUGUGUUGCCACCAUCGGAGAUUGCCACCUUACUGACAGCACCAUAGAAGGGCUUCACUUCCCUAAGCUUCAGAAGCUCGCGCUUAAACAGGUCACCAUCUCCGAAUCCUCGCUGCACACCAUGAUUGCCAGUUGCCCAGCUCUGCAAUGCUUGCUUAUUUACCGCAGCUUCGGCUUUGGUCGCCUCCGAAUCAACUCUAUUAACCUUAGAGGCAUAUGUGUCAAAGCUUAUAGUUAUGGGAGAGGGCUCAAAUUUGGGGAACUCAUUAUUGAGAAUGCCCCUUUUCUUGGUAGCUUGAUCUUAAGUGAUCGCCUACAUGUAUCGUUGAUCUAUGCGCCUAAACUGGAGGCCUUAGGCUUCCUUUCUUCUACUUGUACUAGCGUACUCGUGUUUGACUCGGCAGCUAUUCAGGGGUUGCGUGUUGAUAGCCUGACGACAGCGGUGCGCACUAUCAAGAUUUUAGCUGUUGAUAUGCAUGCUCUUAGUCUCGAUGUUGUUCUUGACUUGAUGAGAUGCUUUCCUUGCUUGGAAAAGCUAUACAUUCAGUCAACUGGACCCGGGAAAAGCAACUGCUGGCGCCGUAAACACCGGGAUCUUAUAAGAUCUCUUGACAUCCGUCUCAAGACAAUUGUUUGGCGACAUUAUCGGGGAAUCAAGUCACAUGUUGACUUCGCCACAUUCUUUAUACUAAACGCUGGAGUGCUGGAAUUGAUGACUUUUGAGGUUAAUUCUGAAGACUACAAUGAGGAGUUCUUUGCACAACACCGUAAGAUGCUUCAGGUGGAUAACAGGGCCUCGAGAGGCGCUCGAUUCCGUUUUACAUCAGAUUGGUCUUAUAACCACAUUAUGGAGUCCAGUGUCCACGAUUUGGAACCGGCUGAUCCCUUUGAAAGGACGUGCCCUUCUAAAGAAAAUACCAAUUUUGUGCUUUGUGCUGGCUGCUAGUAGUUCUCAUGCUUGUAGUUUGUAUUAUUUUGGAACCUUACGGCAGUUAAACAUGCUAUUCAUGAUGUCAGUUUGUUGAAACCGACUU